UAUGUGAUUUCGAAACCGAACUAAAGCGUUGCAUUGGUUUCGAGCGUAGGCACGUACAGUGUGGGACAUAUAUAUUAGGUAAAACAAACAAACAAACCAAAAAUACUGGAUAAGACGUGAUUCAUUACGGCUCAUUCAUAGCACUUACACUGUAUCUCAUCGAAGAUGAUGAGGGCUUUAUUAUGUUUACGUUGUCCAACGAAAAUUCAGCGAGGUUUUCGACGAAACCAAAUUAAUCUUAUGCUUUUCACUGUGUCGGGUGGACUACUACUGCUCCUCUAUUAUAAGCUGAGUGACACCGUUGUAGCGGAAUCGUCGUUUAAGCAGCAUUAUGUGGAUUUUAAAAGAAAUCAGCGAGUUAAGUAUGUGAAAAAUGUUGGAAAUCUCUCGUCAGCCUGUAGACUGCCGAGUUUGGAUCCGUUUCACCCAAGCAUCAUGCAGUUUGUGACAGAUCUUGGAAAGCUACGAUGUGAAGGAAAAACGUAUUCAACUUACGCUCACAAUAUUCUGGAAGUGAAAGGAGAAGAUAUAUCUUCCGUACAAUACAGAAUAAUUGAAAGAGCUCCUGGAGAUGAUUUUCAUACUGUACUUUCCGAACCAAAGCACGUUGUUAACCAAGCCAAAAUACUUAAUCAGAAACCCUCCAAACCAGGUAUCUUUAGAAAAUUGUGGAACUGGAUCAAAGGAUAUCGCCCUUCAUCCCCAUUCUAUGGAAAGGCAACCGUGAAAGCUGAAUACCUCCGUGUCGAUGUCGUGAAAACUUCGGGUGCGAUCGAAAGUGACGUACACAUGCAGGUCGUGCCAAAGGAUGAAGUGUUAUCGAGACCGGCGAAACCUGGUGGUAUUCCACUUGAUAUCUCACUGAUCAUGUAUGAUUCCACAUCUGCUGCUAACUUCCAGAGAAAGAUGCCCAACACUUUGAAGUACUUGACCAAACAUCUCAAUUCAGUCGUUCUUCAAGGUGAAACAAUUGUGGGAGAUGGUACAACAGCCCAACUGUGUGCAAUGCUUACUGGUAUAGCUGAAAAGGAACAACCAGAAGCGAGAAGAAGUGAACCAAAUGCCAAGACAGUUGAUAAUUGGAGGUGGAUUUUUCGAGAUUUAAAGCAGAAAGGAUACGCUACCCUGUUUUCUGAGGACUCGACAGCUUAUGCAACCUUUAAUUACCGGCUACACGGAUUUAAAGAUCCACCCACAGACCAUUUUGCCAGGCCACUAUGGAUGGAGGCGGACAACAUUACUCAACGGGUUGUCCAGUGUAUCGGUGGGCGAGCAUUUCACAAUAUGUCUCUUGACUAUUUGGUUGAUUUCUUUCGUGCAUACAAACAGAAACCCAAGUUCUCUCUCAUGGUGAAUGCAAUUAUGUCUCAUGACGAUCUGAACAGAAUAGGUCAUGUCGAUGAUGAUUUGAAAAUUACAUUACAAACCUUGGAGAGAGAGUCUUUUCUGGAAAAUACUUUUUUGAUUAUAUUUGGCGACCAUGGUAUUCGAUAUACUGGGAUAAGAAAGACUCUCCAAGGGAAAUUAGAGGAGAGACUUCCUCAUAUGUCCAUUACAGUCCCAAAGUGGUUUACUAAGAAGUAUCCAGAUCUUUACAAGAAUUUGAUCCAUAAUUCCAAAGUGCUGACCUCACCGUUUGACGUGUACGCAACACUACGUCACAUCCUGUCGUAUCCCAACUACCCCAGUGAUAUAAUAACUGGUCAAAGUCUGUUUACUAAAAUUGACAAAGAUAAACGCACGUGCGCAAGUGCUGGAGUUGAGGAGCACUGGUGCCCGUGUCUGAACUUGGAAGAAGUUUCCACAGAGGAACCAGUGAUAAAAAAAUUAGCCGAUUUUGUGGUUACCCAUAUGAACGAUUUGAUCUUUCAGCACCCAGAGUUGAAAACGCAGUGCCACAAAUUGGUUCUAAAAGAAAUCAAAAGCUCUUUCCGUGACAUGCCAAAUGCGGAUAUGCAGUUUUUUGACUCGACGUACCGCGACGAAAAUUGUGAUUCAUGCGGGUUAAAUUACGGUAAAAAGUCAAUGAACACUUUAGCCCGCGAUACAAUGUAUCAGCUGCAGUUCGUGACGUCACCUAAUGAAGGAUUUUAUGAAGCAUCUGUCAGAAUGAAGAAAGGGACUCCGUCACUCGCGGGAGGUAUCAGCCGCCUGGACGCUUAUGGACACCAACCUCACUGUGUCGAAGAUAAAUAUCCUCUUUUACGGAAAUACUGUUACUGCUUGAGUCAGCGUACGUGAUGAUAGGCCAGUUAAAAGACGUUCUUAAUAUGGUAGAUAAGUGAAAGACGUGUUCAGUGAUUGUAUAAAAUAUUAGUGGAGACAGUUAAAAUUAAUCUUAAUGGCAUGUUCAUGAUAGAACUAUUUCGUAAAAUAUAGCUCGUUGAAGACGAGUUAUCCGAUUAUGUGAUAAAUACUCAAAGUUUCCCAGAAAGCGCUGAAACACCGUAUGAUGUAUACCUGUCGGAGACUUUGUGUUUCGUGCGUGACACAUAUCAGAUAACAAGUGUAAACAUUAUAUCAAGAGAGACAAUUUUUUAGUUACAGAGACUGUCAUUUUUUAUCAAGAGCUAGAAGCACCGCCUUUCGUGAUUUGGAAUACUGAUCGGUUUGCAUGAUCGACACAACUUUGAAUAACCUUUAUAUCAGUGCUUAGCAACAACCAAUCACAAUGUAGAGAAUGUAGUAUAAGAGAAUGAGUUCGUUACAAGUUAUGCAGAGUAGCUCUUUACACACCCGUUGUAACUGAGUGAAUACGAGAGUAUAAUUAAACGGUUGAGCUUAAUCGA
Molecule: messenger RNA, 2789 nt
Organism: Pocillopora damicornis (cauliflower coral)
Lineage: Eukaryota; Metazoa; Cnidaria; Anthozoa; Scleractinia; Pocilloporidae
Source: RefSeq, a predicted model, not a curated record